GCAAUCGUAUCGUAUCGCUCUCUUAUAUCUUCAGACAAAACAAACCAAAAACCAAACCACCCCCAAUUCCCGAAACCCUAACCCUACCUCCUCGCCCCCAUGCCCAUGGCUAAGAAACGAAAGCUUCGAUCCUCCAACCCAGAACCCACCAAACCCGUCGAGCCACAGCAACAGAACCAUGAGACUGUUGAACUCGACCAACAGCAACCCAUCCCCGAACCAACCCUAGAAGACUCCAACACCAUGGCCAUCGACGAACCAAAACAUGAACAAGAAGAAGAACCGCAAAACGCCGAAAGCGAACAAGAGGUAGAGGAAGAGGAAGAGGAAGAAGAUGAACAACAAGAGGAGCAGGAACCAGAAACUCGAGAAGGGCAACCGGGACCAGAAACCCUAGAAGCUGCAAACCAAGCCGAAGCGAACGGUAGCAAUGAAGGAAACAACGAAGAAGAGGAAGAGGAGGAUCUCACACUAGAAGAAGAGCCCGUGGAGAAGCUUCUGGAACCGUUCACGAAGGAGCAGCUCCACUCUCUCGUCACGCAGGCCGUGGAUAUGUUCCCCGAAUUCGUCGAUAGCGUGCGCCGGAUUGCUGACGUGGACCCCGCGCACCGGAAAAUCUUCGUCCACGGCCUCGGCUGGGAUGCCACCGCCGAAACCCUAACCUCCGUGUUCGGGAAAUACGGCGAGAUCGAGGACUGCAAGGCCGUCACCGACAAGGUCUCCGGUAAAUCAAAGGGUUACGCCUUUAUCCUCUUCAAGCACAGAGACGAUGCUCGAAAGGCGCUGAAACACCCUCAGAAGAAGAUCGGAAACCGCACCACCUCGUGCCAGCUGGCCUCCGCUGGCCCCGUUCCGGCUCCACCGCCGAGCGUGACCCCGGUGUCUGAGUACACCCAGAGGAAGAUUUUUGUGAGCAAUGUGAGUGCUGAGAUUGAUCCUCAGAAGCUGCUUGAAUUCUUCAAGCAGUUUGGAGAGGUUGAGGAUGGUCCUCUUGGUUUGGAUAAGAACACUGGGAAACCUAAGGGUUUUGCGCUUUUCGUGUAUAAGUCUGUGGAGAGUGCUAAGAAGGCUUUGGAAGAGCCCAAUAAGAACUAUGAGGGGCAUACUUUGUAUUGUCAGAAGGCUGUUGAUGGUCCUAAGGGGAGCAAGGGGUAUCAUCAUCAACAGCAUUCUCAUUCUCAUCAUCACCAUCACCACCAUCAGCCUCAUUAUCAGAGGAAGGAGAAGAACAAGUAUUCCUCCGGUGGUGGUGGACCAUCACAUGGAAGUGGUCAUUUGAUGGCGCCCUCGGGCUCUGCUGUGGGGGGUUUCAACCCUGGUGUGCCGGCCCAGGGGUUGAAUCCGGUGCUUGGACAGGCGUUGACUGCAUUGAUUAAUCAGGGAGCUGGAUUGGGGCUUGGGAAUCUUCUUGGAGGGCUUGGUGGUGCCCCCGUUAACCAGGGGGGGCCGCCUGCUCCAUAUGCGAAUCAACCUGCUAUGGGGUAUGGGAACCAGCCAGCAAUGCAACCCGGAUACCAGAAUCCUCAAAUGGGACAGAGCAGUGGUGUGAGACCUCAUCCUGGUGCUGGUGCUCCUUACAUGGGUCAUUAGUACCAGAGAUACCCUCAUAAGAUGCAUCAAUCAUUUAGUUUUGGACUCCGCUGAUUCUUCUGAAGUACCAGGCACUAUUCAAAUGCAUCUUUUAAUUUGUACUUUUAGUCUAUUUGAUUAUUAAAGAACCAGAUUCUGAAACUUGUAUUUUUUUUCCUUCUUAUCUUAGUAGAUUUUCCCCGACAUGUUUUUAAAAUCUUGUUAUACCUCAUUCCUCUAUGGAGGAAUAUUGAGGAACGGGUGAAUUUUGGGGCAGAGAAAACUUUAUUAUAAUAACUUUUAAGUGUGUUGUGGACCAUUUUUUCUUCUUCUGAACUUCCAAUUCUGUUUCA
Messenger RNA from Glycine soja, 1922 nucleotides. Its product is annotated as UBP1-associated protein 2B-like. The record is from RefSeq and is a predicted model, not a curated record. The coding region runs from base 100 to 1590 and encodes 496 amino acids. Gene Ontology annotation, molecular function: RNA binding. The transcript is spliced from 3 exons. NCBI's taxonomy places the organism in Eukaryota, Viridiplantae, Streptophyta, Magnoliopsida, Fabales, Fabaceae.